Molecule: messenger RNA, 1877 nt
Organism: Anneissia japonica
Lineage: Eukaryota; Metazoa; Echinodermata; Crinoidea; Comatulida; Comatulidae
Exons: 5
Coding region: 354-1610 (418 amino acids)
Source: RefSeq, a predicted model, not a curated record
UUCCAUUGUAUUUUACUAACGUAAUUUUAAUAAUAAAUUCUCUUUUUUAGUGUGACAACUCCGUUCAAUAAUCUGUAGACUCGAGUUGGUGUAAAAUUGUUAUUUUACGAUAUUUUAAUUGGCAUAAAUAAAUGAACACAGAAAUUAUCUUUAAUAUAGAUGAAAAUGGAGCUACGAUAUUUUCUCAUGUUUGUGCAGGCGUCUGGGAGCUAAAAAGAAAAUAAUUGCCACGUUAAAUUGAGUUGCAUUUAAGAUUCCACCUAAAUCGAUGACUCAUUAGUAACAAUGCUGAUAAUAAUCCAUCUUCUAUUUUCGCUUAUGUACGGUAGAUAUGUUUCAUCUUAUAAUAAAUUAUGGCGAUGCUAGGAAUUUCUGUCUUGAUCGUUCUCUGUAUGAGUUGCAUCACCAUUUGUGCAGGAAGUACAGAUUGUAACAGUGGACGUCACCUGUAUCAUUUCAUUCAUCUGCCGGAUGGUGCCAACCUCUUCAGCGUUAUUAAGAGUUUGGAUACCGAGCAUGUAAACUUUUUGUUCACGUCGGAUAUUUCGAAUGGCGAUUUAAUUGACAUUGAAUUGAAGACAAAUUCUCAAUUAUUCAAGGUUACCGGUGGAGGUCAAAAUGGAGAUUAUCCCUUCAGUAGUCCGCUUGAUAAGAUCGAAAUACUAUAUGGAACUGGACGCAUCGAAUUCAACCACGAGAACGGAUCAUCAAUAUUCCAAUUACAAACUGCCUCUAACUUAAGAUUUUUUUGGUAUUACAAAGAUUUGCAAAUUUUAGAGUGCAGAAUAGGCUUUCAUCAACACUGUAGUGUGGAUCAGCCAGGAAUCACACCUACUCAGCCGUUCGGGGUGGAUUGUGAACUAACUGAUUGCAUUUGGAGAAAAAAGGGUGAUGACCUUGAGAAGUGUAAAACGGAUUGCACACACACGAUCGCAAACUGCACAAACUAUCUCAAACGGUAUGAAAAUAAUAGUGAAAACACUCCUCCUGUCCACAAUAAUCCAUCCUCUGUCCCCAGUGAAAUGAACCCAGAGGGCAGUGGACAGACGCGGGAUCAUGACGACAGUACUAAGAUGGUUUCUACAGCAAACAUGGAAUCGUCUGAGCCGCACGCGACAACACAACACAAUACGUCGGGAGAUCAAAGCGAAAUCACUAAUACGAUCGGAUAUCAUGUUACAGGGGAUAGUGCCCUGGUUAGUGAUUUGGAAACAGAUGAAAAAACAGUCUCUGACAACACGGACAACUCUGUUAGUUUUCAGCAUCAGGAAAUUGAAGUAAUAAGUACGGAAUAUCACAGCACACGCGGCGGAAGGGUGACAGUAUCGGAUACAAGGACAGUGACAGGAAUAAUGACUACCGAUAAGCCUAUUGGAAGCGGUAGUGACACGAAUGAACGAACAACAAAAACAGAUGACAAUAUCGGGGCUGGUAUUCAUUGGACUACAGGUAUUGUUGUGCUGGUGAUUUUUACUGGAGCUGCCGCUAUCGCCUUUGUCAUUGGCUGCAUUUGUAUCUUGCAUGGCUUACUACUGAAGCCUAAGGAAAUGCGUAAAAUCGCUCCUGAAGAGACGAUGAUGAAGACAAAACAUAUGAAAGAAAAAAAGUAAAUACUAAGCGCUUAAUAAAGUUUAUUUUUAUUAAUUAUGACAAACGUUCAGUUUUACAUUAUUCAGCAAGCAACAGCAAACAAGGAGUAAAAUUGACUCAAAACAUCAUACAGUUCACUCUCCAUACGACCCCGCUAAUUCCAAGACCACUUUUUAAAUGUACCAAGUAACAGUCUUUAAACACAAAGCUAACCCUGUUUUGUCUCGCAUAUAAGGGCAUUGCAAAUGCUCGUCCAUAAUAAUAAGUUCAUUGUAAAACCUUUUUAA